Molecule: messenger RNA, 1329 nt
Organism: Symbiodinium natans
Lineage: Eukaryota; Dinophyceae; Suessiales; Symbiodiniaceae
Source: the annotation of a GenBank genome assembly
AUGGACGUUGAGAUCCAGCGAUUCGUGCUUGACUUCAAAGUAUCCCGUGCUUUGGCGGUCGUCCAACACGUGUCAGGUUUGUCGCAUGGAGUGGAUCACACGCGUCACGGGGGUGUGCAGAGGCCGCGUGAAAGCAAGAGUUGCCCUCCAGAGGGCCUGUGGGGGCGAGAAGUUCCUGAGAUUGAAUGGGAACCCGAUCCUGUUCACGCCUCAUGCAGUUUGGAAUCUGUGUCGGCAGCACUUGCGGUUGUCAGACGUGCAGUCGAAGUUUCUGAUCGUUGGCCCCUGGAGUUGCCCAAUUUGCCCAUCGGUGAUGAGGAGUGGGCCUUGAUUCGGGCCUAUGACACUCACUGUCCCGCGACCGAUGUGCAUGAUGCGCUCGGUGAGUGUCAGAAAACAUGCAAGACACUUCUUGAAAGAGCCCCGCUUUAUUUGCAAUUGCCUCUGCUUCGUCACAAUUUUUGGGCUUUGAAGCCGAGCUGUGGCCAAUUCGGCCGAGGAAUUAUGCUCCUAGAUCGACUCCCUGCAAGGCCAGCACAACUACUGGAUUGGGCAGCAUGCGUAGGGCGAGGUGGGCAGAAGGGUGGCAAAGAUCUCACUCAAGGCUGUGUUCUGCAGAAGCUUAUCGAGUGCCCCCAUCUUCUUGACAAGGCAAUUCUGGAUUCACGUGCGACAGACAAUGCUUCGCAACUUUGCAUGUGCAUGCCAGCAGACCCUGCUUUAAAAUACAACUUGCGGAUGAUCAUUGUGGCAACCUUGCGACUCCCAUGCCGAAUUUGGCUUUACAAACAUGGGUUCAUCAGUGUGGCUCUUCGUGCUUACACCGAACAGCUGAACCCAUUGAGCCACAUCACCAACUUGCGAGGACAGGGCAAUGAGAGUCAACGGCGAUGGCCCUUGGAAGAUCUGGACCGACACUUGCAAGUCGAACAGCAAGGGCCCUUUGAUGAAGUUUUGCGACCGCAGAUCAAGAAGAUCAUAUCUUCCUUGUUUCAUGCCCUUGCGCUGGCUCCAUGCUCGCUCUUGCCUCUCGAAGAAUCGCAGGAAGCAAACGGACAUAGAAGUGCCAUGGGCAAAAAAGUUCGCCGGUUCGGAUUUGACUUCCUGGUCGAUGAAAGCCUGUCAGUCUGGCUCCUGGAAGUAAACUUCUUAAAGAACGGAUAUGCUCUCGGGCAUGCGCAGUCUGGCCCUGCUGGCGAUGCAAAGCGUACUUUCGUAGACCAGUUCAUGGCUGAUGAACAUCUACUACGAACGGCAUUGGCCACGCGCACGUGUGGAAGUGGGGAUUUGCCAUCAACUUUUGAGGAACUGUUACCUCAGCCUCCAUGA